CGACGGCUUCCGGGGUGGCGGCGGCGGCGGAGCGUGCGCGAGCGGCGUGGCUGGCUAGCGGGGGCUGUAGCAGGCUGUUGCGGUGUGCGGGCUACAGCCCCAAUCCGCUGGACCAUAGCCUGGCAUGGCACCUCAUGACAGCCCUGCAGGCUGCCAACGUCCUGCCGACACCGGGCGCCGCAGCUUCCUCGGACGCCGGCGCCGCCUCCUCGGCCCUGUCGCAUGCCGAGCAAGCCGCCUACGACGCCGAGAUGCUGGGCACCACGCUGGAGUUCAUCUCGCAGCUGCAGCUGGCGGGCGGGCUGUGCGAGUGGGCGCUGUUCGUGGCCCUCACGCUUCCCGACCUGCCCUCGGCGGGGGGCGCGGCGGUGCGGCGGCGGGUGGUGCGGGAGCUGCUGGCGCUCACCGCACCCGAGUGGAUGGGGGACAGCGCUCGCGAGGCCUUCCUCACCUCCACCCUGCAGCUCCCGGAGCCCCUGCUGGCGGAGGCGCGGGCAACAUGGGCGCAAUACACACGCGAUGACGCCGCACGUUGCGCCGCGCUGUUGGCUGCGGGCACCGCCGCCGCCGCCCACGACGUCUUCGCCGCCUCCGUGGCUCCCGGCCUCUUCCUAGCAGGCGCAUGGACC
This is a messenger RNA of Astrephomene gubernaculifera, 629 nucleotides long. The record is from the annotation of a GenBank genome assembly. NCBI's taxonomy places the organism in Eukaryota, Viridiplantae, Chlorophyta, Chlorophyceae, Chlamydomonadales, Astrephomenaceae.